Messenger RNA from Effrenium voratum, 1569 nucleotides. The record is from the annotation of a GenBank genome assembly. NCBI's taxonomy places the organism in Eukaryota, Dinophyceae, Suessiales, Symbiodiniaceae.
AUGGGCCUGCUUGUGGGCGAGGAGCUGCCGUUGGGCCUGCGCCGCUGGAAGGAUACCUCAGGCUGGGGUUGGAUCGCUACACAGCCGGGCUCCAGCAAGACCAGGUGGUUCAGCGCAAAGAUUUGGCACAGCUGGCGCCUGGCCUUCCUCUUGGCGCGGCUCCAGCGGCAGCUGUGGAUGGCCAAAGCUGCAGAUGCCGGUAAUGCCGGGCAGAUAGUCGAGGCACAGGCGCCCGCCGCGGAAGAAGGAAGAGGAAGAGGAAGAGGAAGGGCCGGCAGAGCCGGCAGAGCCGGCAGAGCCGGCAGGGCCGGCAGGGCCGGCAGGGCCGGCAGGGCCGGCAGGGCUGGCGCUGGCAGGGCCGGAAGAGCUGGCAGGGCCGGCGCUGGCAGAGCUGGGCGGGCCGGGGCAAGAGGUAAGGCGGCGAAGGAGGCGGAAGCUGACGCAGGACCAGAGCCACGAGGUAGGGGACGGCCUCGGGGACCGGGACCGAAAGAGAAGAAGCAGCGACUUCAUGGGAAAGGACCUGAGUGGGACAUCAUUGAGGUGCCCAGAACGCCCAAUGGCUUGAUAGGCGGCCGGCACCGAGCUCUGAGCCUCUUCAACCUGCGCAGCGCUGCGGGAAGAGAGGCGCUGGCAGGCUUCAUGAAGGACGGAUUCACGGUGGUGUGUGGCGUCUUCGGCGCGGAGCAGUGUGACGGAGCGGUGGACAAGAUUUGGGACUUUGCGAAGGGGCGAUGUGCGGCGCUCGACCACGCAGAUGAGAAGACUUGGACGCCCGAGAACUGGAGCCAGGUGGUGCGGGGCAAGAACCUGUGCCAGCUCCAUGGCGCGGGCUGGGUGCUGUGGCAGGAGCGCCUGCAGUUCCGGCGGCGGCUCAUCGAGCUGGGCAUCUACGCCGAGCAACCGCACCACGUGAGCUGGGACGGCUUCCAGUUCGGCCGGCCCUCGAAGCUGCUGUCCGCUAGGGACUGGGACCACACGGAUCAGGUCCUCCUCAACGGGGAGAGCACCGGGUGCACCUAUGUGCAAGGCCUCGUUGCGCUGAACGAGAUGGACGCGCUGGAGGGCCCGGCCUUCGAGUGCUGGCCCGGCACGCAGCACGACGAGGUCUUCUGCGAGCUGCAGAAGGGCCAAGGCCUGUGCGAGGCGCCGGUGGGCAGCUUCCGGCCGCUGCAGGACGCGGGCCGCGGGUGGCUCCGGGGCAGAGGCUUCCACCGCCACCGCGUGGCCUUGCGCCCUGGGGAUGUGGUGCUCUGGGACUCGCGGCUGGUGCAUCAGGGCGGGGCUCCGCAGGCGGUCUGGGCCUCCCGUGCCACCGCCCCGGCGGGGCGGUGCUGCCGCAGCCGCACCGGGCGCCUGGCGGCCUAUGUCUGUUUGGGCCUGGCGGAGUUCACCCCUGCCAGCGUCCUGCAGAAGCGGCGCCGCGCCUUCGAGGGCAAAGAGGCGCUGACGCUGAACCACAAGCCCGACGCCUUCGAGCCCUUCAAGAAGAGCCGUUUCCACGCGAAUUCCCCGGCCAUGAAGCUACCUGAGCUCUCUGAGGAGGCCAAGCAGCUGCAUGGCUUGUGA